UACUGCCAUUUUCUUACUUACUGGACAACAGGACCAAUAAACAACAGCAGCAGCUCAUAAACCAUAUUUUUCCACACUUUGCUUUAAAACCUUCCAUCUUAACUGUUCCUCUCCUCUUAAACUCUUUAAGCUCAAUUUUGCCAACACUUUGUUCAUUUGCCACUGUAACCAAGAUUUCACUAGCCACCUUGCAAGCCAAAGGUGAUUAGUUCUCCAAUUUUCCAUAUGCAGAGUGCCAGAAGUAGUGAUACAACUUGCAGCAGUGGAAUGUUGGAGCUUCAUGAAGAUAUUUAAUGCGCAUGAAGUUGACUAAAAUGAAGACCACACAGGAUCCACAAAACACUGUAGAAAAGAAACCAUCAACCCAGGCUUCUCAUGAAACCCAAAAUGACCCGCAGAACCAUACAGUUGAUACACCUGUAGCUGAUGCAGGUUCUGUUUCUGCAUCAGGCAAUGAUAAUCGGAAAGUUUCACGUGAAGAUAUUGAACUUGUCCAAAACUUGAUUGAACGGUGCUUGCAACUGUAUAUGAAUAAGGAUGAAGUAGUAAAAACACUUCUUAAUCGUGCAAGGAUAGAUCCUGGAUUUACAACUCUAGUUUGGCAAAAAUUAGAAGAAGAAAAUGCAGAUUUCUUUCGGGCCUACUACAUUAGGCUUAAACUGAAGAAACAAAUCAUCUUGUUCAAUCAUUUGCUUGAGCAUCAGUAUCAUCUAAUGAAAUAUCCUGUGCCUCCAAAGGUUCCAUUGGCUCCGAUGCAGAACGGGAUUAACACCAUGCCAGGUAAAUUUAUUUGUCGUAUGAAGGUGAGAGUUAUUGCAUUAUUCUGCUUUCGGAUUAGAUUUUAAAAUUUGAGAUUGUCCAAUCAUCGAUUACUGAUCACGCCCAACUAUGCCUUAUAAAAGGACAAUG
Messenger RNA from Nicotiana tabacum (common tobacco), 909 nucleotides. The record is from RefSeq and is a predicted model, not a curated record. Lineage: Eukaryota; Viridiplantae; Streptophyta; Magnoliopsida; Solanales; Solanaceae.